Messenger RNA from Alnus glutinosa, 1114 nucleotides. RefSeq names its product protein LATE FLOWERING. The transcript is spliced from 2 exons. Bases 102 to 704 code for a protein of 200 amino acids. Gene Ontology annotation, molecular function: DNA-binding transcription factor activity. Lineage: Eukaryota; Viridiplantae; Streptophyta; Magnoliopsida; Fagales; Betulaceae. The record is from RefSeq and is a predicted model, not a curated record.
GAGAAAAAGAAAAACUUUUUAUAUCUUUCAAUCCCUCAGAAUAAUCUGUCUAUGUAGACAUCAAAUGCGGGGCAGAGUAGACACGAGCAAAUCAGAGAGUCAUGCAAUCGUUGUACUGGCCUGCUACUACAACAGUAGUGUUGAGAAACUUUUCAAGCAUGGAAGAUGAGGUAAGAGCAGCCCAAGUCAGAGGAACUAAUGCAGAAGACACAACAUCAAGAGUAUUCCCUUGUUUAUUUUGUUCAAGAAAGUUCUACAGUUCCCAAGCUUUGGGAGGCCAUCAAAAUGCUCACAAGAAGGAGAGAACAGCAGCAAGAAAAGCCAAACGGGCUGCUGAAUAUGUCGAAGGAAACUUCUCCUCACCUUUGCCUCCACCUCCUCUGGUUUUUGCUCCAACUCAUCACUUGGGCAUGUUACAUCCUUCCAUGUAUAUAACUCCACACGCCGCCAAUCUUCGAUGUUUUCCCAGUCACCAACAGUCAGAUCGUUUUGGAUCCACCGGCGCAGCAGCCAGGUUUGAGAACAUAGUAUAUUAUGGUGGGAGUUAUCCAAGCAAUCAAUAUCAGUUUGAAGAGGGUGAGUUCUUGAAUUGGCAGAGAAGCACGCGAUCAUGCAAUAACUUCAAUGAACCUGUGAUGAAUAGUGAUCACAAUCUUGAUAGUAAGGAUAAGGAUCAAAAGCUUGAUCUUUCUCUCCAUUUAUAGAAACAUAAAUGUUAUUUAGUAGACUGUUAUACGACUGUUAUACAACUAGAACGACGUGAUAGUAAAAAUUAGUUUUUGGAUCCGCAAUUGCUUUGGAAAAAAAUUAAUCAAUAAUUGAUUUUCAACGUUACGUCAUCAUCCCAGUUGUAUGACAGUAAUAUACGAGCCUAUUAAAUGGUAUUAGUUUCUAUAGAAAUGGAGGAUAUGGAAUGGAAGAAGAUGGGUGGGCUAGAGAGAGAAAUGGGCAUUUUUUUUGGUUUUUAUUCUUAGAGGGCUUAAAUUACAUGUUUUAGCUAACAAUGAGCAUCAGGCUUUACUCAAUUUUGUCGAUCAAUUAAUUUGUAUUUCCAUGACAUCAUUGCCAAACUUUUUCUUACAUAUAUCAAUAAAAAUUAUGUUCAUGUUGGAAA